Molecule: messenger RNA, 2808 nt
Organism: Pipistrellus kuhlii (Kuhl's pipistrelle)
Lineage: Eukaryota; Metazoa; Chordata; Mammalia; Chiroptera; Vespertilionidae
Gene: FAXDC2
Product: fatty acid hydroxylase domain containing 2
Exons: 9
Coding region: 132-1127 (331 amino acids)
Biological process (GO): sterol biosynthetic process
Molecular function (GO): C-4 methylsterol oxidase activity; iron ion binding
Source: RefSeq, a predicted model, not a curated record
UCCUGACCCACUCCAGUGACAACACAGGGUUAGGCGACUGCGGCUGCCUGGACAAGGGCUGAAGGGGAAGAGAAAGCAGCCCUGAGCUGUGGCCGGACAUUGGAGGAGCUGGGAAGCAGCCCACAGCAGAGAUGAAGGGGGAAGCUGGACGUCAGCGCCAUGAGAAGCCGAAGCAGGAGGGACACAUCUGGGGCUCCAUGCGGAGGACCGCCUUCAUCCUGGGCUCCGGCCUUCUCCUGCUGGUGGCCUUCUGGAACUCCGUCACAUGGCAUCUUCAGAGAUUCUGGGGUGCUUCUGGCCACUUCUGGCAAGCCCAGUGGGAGAGGCUGCUGCUCACAUACGAAGGGAAGGAGUGGAUCCUCUUCGUGACAGGUGCCACCUACAUGCCUGUCCUGUCAUUCUGGACUAUCAACGGGCUCCUACUCGUGGUUGACACAACCGGGAAACCCAACUUCAUCUCCCGCUACCGGAUUCAGCUUGGCAAGAAUGAGCCGGUGGACCCCGUGAAACUGCGCCAGUCUGUGCGCACGGUGCUGCUCAACCAGCUCCUCAUCUCCCUCCCCAUCGUGGUCCUCCUCUACCCCACCCUCAAGCUGUGGAGAGACCCCUGCCGCCGGGAGCUGCCCACCUUCCACUGGUUCCUCUUGGAGCUGGCCAUCUUCACGCUGAUCGAGGAGAUCAUGUUCUACUACUCACACCGGCUCCUCCACCACCCAGUGUUCUACAAGAAAAUCCAUAAGAAACACCACGAGUGGACGGCUCCCAUUGGCGUGAUCUCGCUCUACGCCCACCCUGUCGAGCAUGUGGUCUCCAACAUGCUGCCGGCGAUGGUGGGGCCCGUAGUCAUGGGCUCCCACUUGUCCUCCAUCAUGGUGUGGUUCUCCCUGACACUCAUCAUCACCACCAUCUCCCACUGCGGCUACCACCUACCCUUCCUGCCUUCACCCGAGUUCCAUGACUAUCACCAUCUCAAGUUCAACCAGUGCUACGGGGUGCUGGGGGUGCUGGACCAUCUGCACGGGACAGACACCGUGUUCAAGCAGACCAAGGCCUACGAGAGACACAUCCUCCUGUUAGGCUUCACCCCACUCUCUGAGAGCAUCCCCGACCCCCCAAAGAUGGAGUGAGAGAGGGCCCGAGUGCCAUCCUGGCCGUCCCCUCAGCAGCGGACUGCUAAGGUGGCCUGAGGCCUCCUGACUGCACCUAGGAACUUACUUCUUCAGCCACGCACUAACGAUAGCACCGCGAGGGCAGGGGGAAGGCCGGCUUCCAGGAAAUGCAGGGCCGAGGACAGGGUCAAGGCUUCCCUGACUGCCCCUAUUGUCCCUCCAGGGGACCAGGAGUAGCUUACGGAAGAGGGAGAAACCACUCCCCACAAUGACAAGUCCCCACAGUCCUCUGCUGAGAAGGGGGAGAGGGGCCCAGAUGACUCUGUGCAGGCAAGAUGUGAUCAGUGACAGGUGGCAGCCACUGGAGGCCGUGUGGCUCUGGGGAGCCCCUUCUGCAGGGGCUGGGGGGACCAGAAGAGAGCACUUUCCCCCACUCCUGUCCCCAAUACUUCUCUCAUACCCUACUCAGGCCAGAGCCAGACAGCCUGGCAAUAGUGGUAGGGGUCAAGUUCCCAUUGCCCCUCCCAAACAGGGACAGUGACCUCUGACCCAUUGCACACACACAUCAGCCCUCCCUGAAAACAAAAAUGACAUAGAAGCUUCUCCCUGGAUUACAGCUGACGCCACGGGUGCAGACUGAACGCCAGUACCUUCAGCCAAACUUGGGAACCAAGGGCCAAACCCUGUGGACCUGCUAAACUGAGGGCCCUUUAGUCCAGAGGGAAGGUUCAAAGUUUGGGGACACUUGACUGAAGCGCCAAAUCAGACUCUCUGAAGCAGGGCCAGAGGCUAUAACCCUCUCUCUCCAAUGAGAAGGCAUGAGAAACAUGGCUGAACAAAGGGCAAAAUCCGCAUUUCCCCCAAAACGAUUCCUCAGUUGCUUUAGCAGUGACGCCUUUCAAAUGCAAUUUUACCAGGAAGCUUAUCUGAAACAAAACCAGAGCUGCUGGGGUGGGAGCAAUCCCCACCCUGUCCUGCCCUCAGCAGCCAUGGUCUUUGCCAGGGGCCCAGGGCUCCCAAGAACAAUCAGAACCCUCUGAUUCGAGAGGCCAUCAGAGUCAGCCACCAAAUUCUCCCACAUAAUUGGGUCUAUUCCUGAACUUUCACUGCUCACAUAUCAAGAUAACCAUCCCCUGUAGCUUUAUAAAAUACUUUAACAUCUGAUAGGGACAAAUCUCCAGAACCAUCAAGUACUUCUUCCCAUCAACACUAGGAAUCCAGAGGACCUGCCCAUUGAGCCAACUGGGCACUUUCCAGGUAGAGUCCUCCCUGGCCUGGCAAAGCCCCACCCACUCACCCCUCAGGAGUUGAUGCACCUGGUGGGUGACCUAUAUCCUUAGCUAAGUCCUUACAGCCACUAGCCUGAACCCACAACCUGGGUCUUACCAGUAACCGUUCGUACAACGGCCCGCCUUCAAUAUCCUCAAAAAAUGGGUAGAAAAUGAGGAAAUUUUUUUUCCCUUUAAGACCUUGAGAUUCGGAAGUUCCAGCAGGGCACCCAGGGGGUAAAGAGACGGCCACCUUUCAUCCCUUUUGGCAGGUGGGCCCUGGCAAGGGGGCCCAGCCCUGUCCUCUUCUGCAUAAAACAAAAGGGCCCUGAGGUUGGUAAACGGAUAAGGCUCAAGCCAAGGCUCAGGUGUCAAAUUUGCAGAAAAUGUGUGCGAGGAAGCAUGGAAAUAAACUGGUCUUUUAGCUCCAU